UCAACGGCAGUGCCAAAGGUGUUGAUAUGGUUUCAACCUCUUUUCCUGUUCAGAAUCAAAGUUAAUAAUUUACAAGAUCGACAGCAGGUGCCGGUAGAGAGGGGAGUUCGAGCUCCAGUGUUUCAAUGUUAAGGACUAGCGAAAGUAUCGGUCUCACCAUCCCACCCCAACCCCCUCGCCUUCUGCCUGGUCCAGGGAGAUCUGGCAGAGUUCCAGAGGACACUGUCGCAGAGGAAGCUACAGUUUCCUGCUUUUAGCAGAGUUAGAUCUAUACUGGAGAAUUGAUCACUGGCCGGAAAAGUUUGGAAUAAUUGCUACACUACCCUCAGUGCAUGAGACAUUUCCCACAAAGAAACAUGGAUAAAGAAAUGGACUCUCCAUCAUCUUACAGCCACAGGAUAGUGCCAACAUCCCUUCCACAGUCCAACUAUCCAAUGUCUCCUCCACCAGCAUGUAAUGGGACAACAUCUCCCAUUCGGUUUCCAAGUGAAGGGCAAGUGUAUUUCAACAUGACCUCCCCUUCUUCAAGCAACGAAGAACUGUUGUGCGAGCUGAAGGCUGGAAAAGUCCUGAGGCCGAUACAACAGUCUAAAGGCCUAACAACAAUAUUUUCUGGCAGUGGAAGCAAUAACCAAUGGUUAAACACGGGACAUGGAAAAGUGCCACUACAUGGGCGAGUGCAAUCGUUGCAUGGGAAGACUUCGAACCCAACAGCAGCUGGUGUUCAUGGCAGAUCAAGCUCUGAUCGCAAAUCUUCAAUAUAAACAAAAACAAAAUGGGGAAUAGGGCAGUUAAAGUGAGCUAAUAGUAGAGAUUUCAUUUCUUAUUAAAUUCAUUUUAAAUUAUA
Molecule: messenger RNA, 847 nt
Organism: Hemiscyllium ocellatum (epaulette shark)
Lineage: Eukaryota; Metazoa; Chordata; Chondrichthyes; Orectolobiformes; Hemiscylliidae
Product: espin-like
Exons: 5
Coding region: 333-764 (143 amino acids)
Source: RefSeq, a predicted model, not a curated record